AUGUUGAAGAAUGGCAACAGAGCAGGCCAAUACCAAGGGUGCUUUAGCAAGUCACAUUGGGGAGGCAGAAGGAUGGCUGACAAAUGGAACGUCUUCAUCAAACACGCUCCGAACCUUAGCAAGAGAGUGAUGGAGGUUCCAAACAGCCUCAGACCAUCUCUGGGAAUCAAAGUUUUGAAGCACACAGGGGGCCGAUACAAAUCCAAGCCUGGCGAGCCUUUGCACCGAAUACCGUUCCAACUUGCUAUGGCUGCUGAGACCUUUCUGCUGGAUCGAAUGUCUCUUGGGGAGGAGAUCGGGUAUGACUUUGUGGAGAGUGUGAUAAGGCAGCUCCUUGAAAUUUGGAACGACAAGAUUGAGGAGUUCAAAUCCCAAGUCAUUGAGGUGGUGGGGCCGGACGUGCUUGCAGAGCAGGAUAAAAAGAUCCAAGCCCAUGUCUCUGACGAUGAGGUUGCAGGGAUUGAGGAAGAGACCGCCAAUAGAAUCAAUGCUUUAGUAGAAGCUUUGACGCCAAUAGACAUCAGUCACAACUUUCAAGCUUUGAGGUUAGACACGAGCAGUAGCCUGAGAGCAGACGCAUGGGCCUUGACACAACUCAAGAAAUUUGGAGGUGGAAAGCUAAUCAUGCAUGCGUGGAUGAGCAGGGGCCUGGUCACUCCGGAAGAUAUGGCUUCUUGGCGAUUUGAAGGCAGUCGGCAGGCCUUGGAUGAGUGCAUGAAGGCAUGUAGAGGAUCUAUGCGGUACCUUUUUCAGUUAGAUGGCAUUGGCGAGGAUAACUACGAUGAAGAAGCCAAGCGAAUCACUGAUGCAAGAAAUACUACUUUGGUGGGUGAACAGGCUACUGGAUGGGCAAUCAUUGACCAAGAUCUUCCUGGCGCUGAGCCAAUCUUGCUUCCAGACUGGUGGAAUUUACCAAUUACCAGAACACUUUCAAUUUGGCAGAAGGAGAGUGAUGAUUGGCAGCAUAAAUUUCUGAAGCGCAGAAAUGAAGGGAAGACCGGACUUCCACCCAAGGCUCAAGAAAACUAUGACAAAUGGAACCAGUGCGACACGCGACGCCUGGUGCUGGACAAGAACCGGCAGUCCCAGGUCAUGAACUUCAGUUCCAAACACUUGCAGCAGCAGAAAGCAUCGUGCCUACUUUUGGAGAUUCGUGUGAGCGAGCAGGCAGAUCAGCUUCGCAUCAGAUCCGGAGGUGGCAAGUACUUCCAGCUGGUGCUCCUUACUGGCGUACACCCGCAAGCACAAGCAAGCAUUCCGGAAGAGUUGGAUGUUGUUUACUGUGCAGGAGCUGCGAUCGAAGACGCAGCACAUGAUCUGCAAGAUGAUGUGAUGAUGGAUGCUGCAGGUGCCCUAGAUGACAAUGAAGCUGUUGUGAACGACAGUGAUGAGCAGCAGGAAGAUUCAGUAGAGCUGGACAUUGAUGGGUGGGUCAUGAUGGACAGUGAUUUGGAAGACGAGGACUUUGAUGAAGCAGACCAAACCACUGGACUUCAACAAAAGACCCGGGUGCAAGCAGCAUACAUGCGACCAGAGUUUGUGGAUUUGCAGAAAGCUGGGCUCACAGACAGACCAGCAGGCGUUGCCUUGGCUUCCUUGCGUGUAUGGCAACAUGGAAGCCUGGUCAUGACCAUGACCUUUGGCACCGGAUAUCAGCUUGACAAGAACAAUCUCUUAGGCUCCGGUGGCUACGGAAAGGUCUACAAGUGUACUGACAUGCAGGGCCAAGAACGUGCCGUGAAGCAAGUCUUUACCGCAAACCCCGAGAUCCUUGAGACAGAGAUCGAGAUCCACAGGCACAUUGGCCAACAUCCCAACAUUGUGCAGCUCAUCGAUGUGUUCGACAACCAAGGGGAAGCUGGGAAGAUGAUCGUGAUGGAGUUGGCCCGUGGUGGUGAGCUCAGCGACUAUUUGGAGAAGACUGGGAAGAUGACGGAGGACAAGGCCAAGGGCAUUUUCAAACAAGUCCUCUCAGCGAUCCAGCACAUGCACUCCAAGAAUGUCCUGCACAGAGACCUGAAGACCGACAACAUUUUGCUGUGCACGGACUCCACCCACGACAUCAACCAUCCCGUGGUGAAGCUCAUUGACUUCGGUGCUGGGCACUGGUCCAAGACGGGACCUCUGCAGGCUAGCAAGUUCAUUGGUACCUUGCAAUACAUGGCCCCAGAGGUGAUCAUUGCCCGUGGGGAUGACUUCGAUGCCUCUGAUGCCUCCCAGGUGGAAUCUACCGUGGAGAUUGAGUUCAAGAAGCGGCCUUUUGGCAUCCGGAAGUAUAAGCCAGGCCCCAACAACAAGGGCGCACGCAUCAUCGAGGUGAUUCCACAGAGCAGGUAUCCUGGAGAUCCUUUGGGCCAAGCCCAUGUGGCCGGUGUGCAGAACGAAUGGGUCGUGAAAUCUGUGAAUGGUCGCGAUGUGAGCCAGAUGGACUAUGAGGACAUCCUUGAUUUGAUGGGCGACCGCUUGCUUGACAAUUCCUCUCGCGGAGCCUUCGAUGGAUCCUUCAAAGUCACUGGAGACAACAAAGGUCAGGGCAAGAUUUUGCCCAAAGUUGAGAUGGUGGACCUCCCCGUGCAAGUGCAGUAUGCCCAGAUGAAGCCUAAGCCGUAUGAUGGCAAGGCCGACGUAUGGAGUUUGGGAUGCGUUCUGUACAACAUGGUGGCGGGCACCCCACCCUUCCCUCCUGAGGAGGAUGAUGUCAUGGCCGGCAGAUAUCAACCCAUCCCGGGAGCAUCUCCACAGCUCAUGGAUUUGCUGAGCAAGAUGCUCGUGGUGAACCCUGCGGCGCGCAUCGACCUGAACUCCAUUGCCGCACACCCUUGGCUGGAGUAUCACCGGUGUCCACUUGGACAUGCUUUUACCACUGGACGUGCUUUUUCUCCCAAGGAUACCGACACCUUUCAGCACCUCUACUUGGGCGUUGGGGCGCUUGGGCUUUCGCUGAUCUUUCAUCCCAACUUGAAUGGCUUUCUGCCCUCGGACAUCGGAUGGGCCUUCGCUCUCUACUUGGAAUCGGUGGCGGUCCUUUGCCAACUCUACAUGUUCAUGAAAGAGGGCAGGGCGCAAGAGUUCACCUCCCACUUCCUCGCAGCGCAGGCCUUGGCCAAAGUGAUGUCCUUUGUUUUCUGGGCCUCCUCCUUCAGCGAGCUCUCAGACCCCAAUCACCACAUCAAGGCGGAGCGGUGUUUGCGCGGGUGGAAGACAGGCGGGUGUUGA
This is a messenger RNA of Durusdinium trenchii, 3216 nucleotides long. The record is from the annotation of a GenBank genome assembly. Lineage: Eukaryota; Dinophyceae; Suessiales; Symbiodiniaceae.